Molecule: messenger RNA, 2497 nt
Organism: Aricia agestis (brown argus)
Lineage: Eukaryota; Metazoa; Arthropoda; Insecta; Lepidoptera; Lycaenidae
Product: TAR DNA-binding protein 43-like
Exons: 1
Coding region: 199-1431 (410 amino acids)
Biological process (GO): regulation of gene expression
Cellular component (GO): nucleoplasm
Molecular function (GO): RNA binding
Source: RefSeq, a predicted model, not a curated record
GUAUUAAGAAAAUUGAUCAAAACCUACGGGUUUGGCUAUGUUUUCAAUGAUCAAAUUGCAAUGGGUUCCUAACCCGUAGCUGACGUAUUUUAUAUUUAUAUGAAAUAGAAAUUGUACAGAUUUAAAGCUAUAAGAGUACAUAUUAGCAGUGUUUAUUUUUAUUUAUUAUUAUUAAAAAUAGUUCAUGAAGUUAAAAUAAUGUCAUUCGAGUACUUGCCCGUAGCCGAAGACGAAAAUGAAGAACCCAUAGAACUUCCAAUCGAAGAAGAUGGGACUUUGAUGUUAACCACGGUAUCUGCGCAAUUUCCUGGCUGUUGUGGUCUAAAAUAUCGCCAUCCAGAAAGCAAAACCUUUCGAGGUAUCAGGCUCAGAGACGGCAGAUUGUAUCCACCACCAGAAGGCUGGGGUAAUCAUCUUUACAUCUGCAGUUUCCCCAAGGAAAAUAAACGCAAAUCUGGUGAAAACUCCGAAACGUCCUCUAUCAAAAGUAAAAGAAACGAUAACCUCUGCUCCGAUUUAAUAGUUUUAGGAUUGCCAUGGAAAGCCACGGAACAAACUGUGCGCGAAUAUUUCGAGAAAUUCGGUGAAGUAUUGAUGGCACAACUGAAGAGAGACCCGAAAACCGGUAUGUCGAAGGGUUUCGCCUUUAUUAGAUUUUCGUCUUAUACAUCUCAGAUGAGAGUUUUGGCUCAGAGACAUAUGAUAGAUGGGCGUUGGUGUGAUGUACGAAUACCGAACUCCAAAGAAGGGUCAGUGACAUCAUUGCCAUGCAAAGUUUUCGUCGGAAGGUGUACUGAAGAUUUAUCGGCCAAUGAUUUGCGAGAAUACUUUUCCCAAUUCGGUGAAGUGACAGAUGUAUUCAUACCUAAGCCGUUCAGAGCCUUCAGUUUUAUAACAUUCUUAGACCCUGAAGUGGCCCAGAGCCUGUGUGGCCAAGAUCAUAUCAUAAAAGGGGUGUCGGUGAAUGUCUCCAAUGCAUCUCCAAAACAAAAUAAAAGUGGCUCCAACCAGAGGAACUUGCCCAGCCGCAACUAUGACGAGGGACACCCUCAUAGUGCUUCAAAUAACAACUCGUGGAGUAACCGCAACAUGGAUAUGGUAAGUAUGCAAGCCUUGGGCUUGUCCGGUCAACACGGGCAAACUGCCGUCGCCGGAGGAGGAGGCCAAGGUCAAGGCAGCAGCAUGCCUUUGGGAAUGGGUGGCCUACCGGUUAAUCAAGCACUUGUAGCGGCAGCAUUAAAUCAGGCAGGAUGGGGUCUCAUCAACAACAUACCAUCGGGAGGUUCGGACCAGGGUGCUUUUGCUGGACCGGCGUCCUCGGCUCCACCUGCCCCACCCAAUUUCUUGUCAUGGAUGCAACAAGGUAAUUCUGCGCAGGGACCUUCUAGUCAGUGGGGGCAGAGACAUCAAUCACAAGGCCACUCUGUUUGAUCCGGUGUUUGAUUUAAUAAGCUCACAAUAAUCUCUGUGAUUGUAGCAAGAAUUAGAUAAUUAUUUGUCAUUAUCUACACUACCGUUGGGUUGUUCUGGUAAAGAGUGGUUUGUUGCUGAUGUUAUUAAUUUAUUAUGAAUUUGCUUGUGUUUGUUGUUUUUCUUGACACUUUAUUGUUACAAUUGCAUAGUUAAUGAUGAGAAAGAUUUUUGUAGUAGUUAGUUCUCUGUUUUUUUUAUGAUCAUGAUGUAAUUGUUGGUGUGCUUAAUCCUUGACACAAAUCAUUGAAUAGUUUUUAAUCCCCUAAUGCAACGAUGCCUUACAUCUCCAGCUUAGAAAGUAAAUACUGCUUCAUUUUGCAUAAUAAUCCUUUUUAAUAUUCAGAAACACAAUUUUAUUAAUUUCUGAUGUAAAUUUGAAACAUAUUAGUGUUAGAGACUGGUCUGGUAUGAAAUGAGAUUGUCAAGGUAUAAAAAUAUAUAUAAUAUGUAUACUAUAAUAUUGUAAUUAACAUCAGUCUUGUGUCAUAUAAUAUACUUUUAACAUUAAUUGAUGUGAAAUUAUCAAAGCUGUUAUGUUAAUUUUAUAAAACAUUGACUAAUUUGGGUGUAGUGUUCUUUAUUACUUUUCUAUUUAACCAAGUAAAAUAGCAGUUUAUUUUUAUAUCCAUAAGUUUUCUACUCCAAGAGGUUUUAUAAAACCUUAAAAUCCAAAAUGUAAGUUGUACCUUGAAUAGAUUAAGUGUACUUCUGUGCUUUGUACAUUAAUAGGUAUAUGUUUACUACAGACUGUUGAAUGUUCAUAAAUGUAUAGAGAAAGAUAGAAGUCUAUUGAUUGUUAUCAUUGUUUAUCCAAUAACGUUGAAUAUUAUAAAUUUAUUGUGCAUGUUUCCUCGGUAAAUGUGGCUUAUAAAUUAUAAUUAAUAUGGAUGUCUAUUUUUGACAAACGAAAGAAUAAAUAUUUUUGUGACAAAGGCAAAGUAGUGUUUGUUGAAUGGGUACCUAAUUUAGCGUAAGUAAAUCCACUGGCAUAUACGAGUGUAUAUAAUGCAGAUCAAACUAUAAA